CCACAAGUAAAUUUCUGUGUUUUUACUUUCUUCCCAUCUAGCACUGUUGAUUUCAUCGGAAGUUGCUAUUUCACAGAAAUCUGCAAAUGCAAACUGAAGAACAUCGCAUGUUUGAAGUGUGGUAACAUCGUUGGUUAUCACGUAAUUUCUCCCUGCAAACCUUGCCUGCUGUCCUGCAACAACGGCCACUUCUGGAUGUUCCAUAGCCAAGCAGUCUUUGGCAUCAACAGGCUGGACCCUUCUGGUGUGAAUGUGUUGCUCUGGGGCAACCUGCCAGAUUUGGAGGAAAGCACAGAUGAAGAUACGUCCUGCAUCUCUGAGGAGGAGUAUAUCAGAUAA
Messenger RNA from Mesitornis unicolor (brown roatelo), 339 nucleotides. RefSeq names its product protein FAM72A-like. The annotation marks the transcript as partial. The record is from RefSeq and is a predicted model, not a curated record. The transcript is spliced from 3 exons. Lineage: Eukaryota; Metazoa; Chordata; Aves; Mesitornithiformes; Mesitornithidae. Gene Ontology annotation, cellular component: cytosol.